AUGCGGAAAUCGAGUCUCCUUUGGAGGUUUCCUGCAAUCUUAUUUCCUGGAACUAAAGCUAUGGGCAUACAUAUCCUCGUGUAUGGCCAGAAUUCACAAGGCAUCAUUCUGAACGUUACUACGUACAUUAUGCCACCAAGCGAGAAUUCGAAAAUUGGAUGUGCGUGUCACGCCAUCGCCCGAAGAGAUGGCGAAGGAUACCAACAGAGAAAAUUUGACAUGAAGGUGGCCCCUCGAGCCAUUGAAAUUGCCAUUAGGUCCCCAAUUUCUCGCUCACCUCCUCUCCUCCUCUCUCCUUCCUCCUCCUCACACCACGCCGCCCUCCGCCGCCUCCUCGCCGACGCCAAGCUCCCUCGUCUACGCCGGCUGGCUCCCAGGCCAAAUACGACUCGGGCUCCGCCUAACCAAUUCAAACGGUCGACUCCUCCUUUCCUCCCGUCGGCGGACUCGCCUCCUCUCCCUACGGGAGUUCACUCCAACAGCGCCUCCCCCUUCGUCCACCGUCUACGGGGGCGCUCUACCAGUGCCGCGGCGACCUGGACACGCCGUCCUUGCCGUCCUGCGUUGCGCGCCGCCCUGUCCAGCUCUUCGCCGCUUCUGCCCGUCUUCGUCGCCGCCGCCGUCCAGCUCUCCGGCUGCUUCCUACGCUAUGACAACGAAUCCUUUAUUGGAAAGGAGGAAACUAAUCUCCUCUACAAGAAGUGUGGGGCCACUAACGGAUAUGAUCCCAAUUUGAUCGGAAUGCGGGACGACGCGCUGUCAGCCAUCGCGUCGUCGGGGGGCACCGGUGGCACAUACCGAGUCAGUGCAUCGGGCUACGUGCAGGCGGCGGCGCAGUGCGUCGGAGACUUGAGCGCAAAGGAUUGCUCCGACUGCAUAUCCACCGCUAUCAACCAACUCAAGAGCGUCUGCGGUGACGCCGUCUCCGGCGAGGUGUACCUCGGAAAAUGCUUUGCCAAGUACUACACCGGCGGCGCCUUUGCCUCUUCUACUUCAACGUCGACGCCGUCGUCUUCGGGGUAUUAUGACCAUCGCGACGAGAGCACUGAAGAAGCAGGGAAGACACUAGCAAUUAUACUUGGCCUUAUUGCUGGGGUUGCCCUAAUAAUUGUUUUUGCGUCCUUCAUUAGAAGAGCUGGAAGCAAUAAACUUUAGUGGCUUUGCUCUCAAGGGUGGGUGGCAAAUUGGCAGAAGAGGACUUUGUUUCUAUCUUACUUUGAACUCCACCUUUUGGCUUUUUAGGAAUCCUUUUUUCAUAAUUUUUCAGAAAGAUAAGGGGUACCUUUAACAAAGGUAGGAUAAGUAAAGCAAGUCACC
Molecule: messenger RNA, 1317 nt
Organism: Asparagus officinalis (garden asparagus)
Lineage: Eukaryota; Viridiplantae; Streptophyta; Magnoliopsida; Asparagales; Asparagaceae
Product: cysteine-rich repeat secretory protein 12-like
Exons: 7
Coding region: 1-1155 (384 amino acids)
Cellular component (GO): plasmodesma
Source: RefSeq, a predicted model, not a curated record